Messenger RNA from Durusdinium trenchii, 2252 nucleotides. The record is from the annotation of a GenBank genome assembly. NCBI's taxonomy places the organism in Eukaryota, Dinophyceae, Suessiales, Symbiodiniaceae.
AUUGACAGCGGGAGACCGUGGGAUUGGCUCUGAAGCAGGGGGCAACGCUAGCGAUGUAGAACCGUCAAAUGAGGGGUUGGUGGAUCUCUGUGGGAUCCGAACACUCAGCAUGUCAACGCUGUCUUCAAAGAAAUAGAAAAGGGCCCCCAGACCUGGGCGACACCUAUAGGGCUGUAGCGGAGACAAAGACGGUGUUGCCGUUUUGGGUGCGUGGCGAGCCGAUGUUCGUUCUUGCGGCAGACAAAGACGAUUGUGGUGGGUGUAUAUGUUUGAUAGGUUUGUGCUGUUUCUAGCAUCAAUCCAUGUCGAUGGCUACUCCUCUAGUGGGAUCCUUCGAACACUUGGAGGGGCUUCAAGGAACCCAUUCGCGACAUGCGCUGGGCACUGCAACCUCUUUUGCAACCCCACGCUUGGACCGCCCGCCUGCCAGCUGGGCGAACGCCACGCGAACGGCACCGGGGACGGCCAUGGCGGAUGUGGUGCGCUUCCACUUGGGCAGCUGCAUCGAGGCGUCUCGAACCUCACUGGCCCAGCAGGCGCAAUUCUUUGCAGUCUUGGCGGACGAGCCAGGGCCAAUCGAUUAUGGGGAAGCUGAAUUGGAAAGUCUGCUGAAGGUGCUGUCACCCAAGGGGCGUCGGAGCCUGCCAUUGCUGCUGGAAUGGCUGGGACAUCCAGGAGGAAAGUCGUCUCUGGAACCCGAACUCUUCUCGGAAGAGCUGCUGUUUCACAGCUUCGCCGCUGCUCAUCUCCUGGGCGCGUCGCAGCUCCUGGACGCCGCGCGCUACGCGGCCCAGGAGGGCCGACGUUUGCUGAACGCGCUGGUGCGCUUGGAGCUGCCGGCGGAUGUGGGCUCCCUCCGCACCGCGCACUGCUACGGUUUGGAUCGAUUCUGCGGUGAUCUGCCCUUGGCGCACUGUGCGGCGGAAGCGGAUCUGGGAGACGUGCUGAAGCUGAUGUUAAUGGAGGGAGAGGAGGGUGAAGAGAUGCGAAGAGCCGAUACCCUGGAGCUUCUCGACAGCAAGCACCACACGGCGCUGCAUGUCUGUGCGAUGCGCGACAGCGCUCAGGCGGCCAAGGUGCUUUUAGAACACUCGGCCAGCCUCACCGCGCUCUGCGACCCACCCGACCUGGAGGAGGAGGAAGGAACUGCGAAAGGCGGCCGCAGGGCGGGUGUGCGAACCGCUUUGCACCUGGCUGCAUAUCAUGACAGCGUGGAGGUCUUGCAACUGCUGUUGGAUGCCAAAGCGGACGUUGCCAGCUGCGUGAAAGGCGUCACCGGUGCCUUGACGCCGCUGCACGAGUGCGCCACCAGCGAUGCGCAGCGCUGCGCCCAGCUGUUGGCCGUGCGGGCCUCGGAGGCGGCGAUGAAAGCCACCGAGGAGUUGGAAAAGGCGCUCGUGGAUGGUAUGGAGGUGGAUCAGGAAGCAGAUCACCCGAGGGAAGAGCUGGAGGCCGCGGAGGCCGAUGCCAUCCACUGGUGCCGCUUCUUGGACCCUUUACAGGCGAAGGUGGGCCACCACGGCAGCACUCCCUUGCACCUCGCCGCCGAGAGUGACGCGCCGGGCGUGGUGGCGACGCUGCUGGAGGCCAAAGCAGAGCCGCAACUGGGGGACGACCAGGGCGACACGGCGCUCCAUUGCGCGAUGCUGUACGGAAGCCCACGAGCCUUGGAGGCGCUCCUCGAGCGGGGCGCGUCACCCUAUGUGGAGAACGGAUCGCAGGAGCUGCCGCUGCACCUCAUGGCGGAGUUCGGGCCUGGUGACGAUGACCCACUGCCUCCGGCCUUGUCCUCGCGGCACUUCGCCAAGACCUUCCGUGCCCAGACGCGGCUACUGGAAGCCUUGGCACAGCGCCAACAGUUGGCAGCGGCCCUGGCGCAUCGUGCGGAAGGUGAUCUCAGGAACACGCCGCUGCACAGUGUGGCACGGCACUGUCAUCCGGGGGCCCUGCAUGCGGUGGAGCUGCUGGUGAAUGCCAGGGCGGACAUGGAGGCCACCAAUGAGGAGGGAAAAACUCCUUUGGCCAUUUCCCUCCGUCGCUUUGGCGCUACAUCCCCCGUGGUCGCCCUCCUCCGUCGCCUCGGCGCGCGCGCCCCGGACGCCGACGCGCCGUCGUCCGGGGCGGCGGCGCUGGCGGGGGCGCUGGGCGGCGACGUGCGGCCGCUGGCGCCGGCAGGAAGCAUGGAGGUGGACGCUGGGUUACCCAUCCACAGUGAGACACAGUGAGCCAUUGGACUGGGCAAUGCUCGCGCG